AUGGCGGACAUUGACCUGCAUAGCAUAUGUGCGAAUCUUAUUCAAAUCGCAAAACUAGGUGGGAAAAUCGUUGUAUCAGCAAAGCCAGACUCAUCAACAAUCUCGAACAAGAAAAACACCGCCGACAUAGUCACACAAACCGACAGCACCGUUGAGAAGUUCAUAUUCGACCAUCUCACAACUCAAUAUCCCACAUUCGCCUUCAUCGGCGAAGAAACCUACAAAGCCGGCGUACCCCUAACUCCCCAGCCAACAUUCAUCGUAGACCCCAUCGACGGAACAUCCAACUUUGUGCAUUCCUUCCCAGCGGUAUGCAUUUCAAUCGGUCUCGUCAUUGACAAACAACCCGCCGUCGGCGUCGUCUACAACCCCUUCCGAGACGAGCUAUGGUAUGCAAUAAAAGGGAACGGAGCAUUUACCCAACAAGGCUUUAACGCAGAAGUGAGAAGACUUCCAAUAACCACACCCCUACCUCUCCACGGGUUAGGCCCGGCCUGCAUCGGCAUAGAAUGGGGUAGCGACCGCGAAGGUCCCAACUUUGAGUUGAAUCUCAAAGUCUUCACGGCCCUCGCUCGUACAGCAGCCACAGGCGGCAAAUUUGUCAAUUCCCUUCGCUGUACAGGGUCCGCGGCUAUAACGAUUUGCAGAGUUGCCGCGGGCCAGCAAGAUGCAUUUUGGGAAUGCGGUUCUUGGGCUUGGGAUGUUGCUGCUGCAUGGUGCGUGUUGGCUGAGGCGGGUGGUGUGAUGGUUGAUGGGCAUCCUGGGGUAUGGAACCCGCCGGUUGAUAAUAGGAGAUAUCUUGCGGUCAGGCCGGCGAUGGAGGGGCAGAGAGAGUUUGUGGAGGAGUUCUGGGAGGUUAUUGGUGAGGACCGGUCUACGUAUGGACCUCCGGAGUAG
This is a messenger RNA of Talaromyces amestolkiae, 897 nucleotides long. RefSeq lists its product as uncharacterized. Gene Ontology annotation, biological process: inositol metabolic process; phosphatidylinositol phosphate biosynthetic process; signal transduction. Gene Ontology annotation, molecular function: inositol monophosphate 1-phosphatase activity. The record is from RefSeq and is a predicted model, not a curated record. The coding region runs from base 1 to 897 and encodes 298 amino acids. NCBI's taxonomy places the organism in Eukaryota, Fungi, Ascomycota, Eurotiomycetes, Eurotiales, Trichocomaceae. The transcript is spliced from 2 exons.